Loa loa (African eye worm) is the source of this 1144-nucleotide messenger RNA. RefSeq lists its product as hypothetical. The transcript is spliced from 3 exons. NCBI's taxonomy places the organism in Eukaryota, Metazoa, Nematoda, Chromadorea, Rhabditida, Onchocercidae. The record is from RefSeq and is a predicted model, not a curated record. The coding region runs from base 62 to 1144 and encodes 360 amino acids.
CGAAGUUAUAUUGAAUUCAGAUUCCAGCUGUCAGUUAAUUAUUAUUGUUCAGAUCUCAAUAAUGGGACAAUUAUCAUUCGAGACAACUUUGCUAAUUCUUUAUAUCACCACCAUAACACCAAUUGUAUCCCAAUCAUAUGUCUGUACAUAUACAUAUGUAUAUUGUUGGUUUUACUCAGCACCAGCGCCAGCACCAGCACCAGCAGCACCAGCACCAGCACCAGCACCAGCACCAGCACCAGUACCAGCACUACCACAACCACUACCAGCACCACUACCACCACCACUACCACCACCACUACCACCACCACUACCACCACCACUACCAUUACCACUACCACUACCGCUACCACUACCAGUACCAACAACAACAACAACAACACGAGCACCACCAAUGCUACCACUACCACCACUACCACUACCACUACCAUUACCACUACCACCACCACCACUACCAUUGCCACUACCACCACAACCACAACCACCACUACCAGCACCAGCACCACUACCACCACAAAUACCACCACAAAUACCACCACAAGUAAUAGCACCACAAGUAAUAGCACCACAAGUAAUAGCACCACAAAUCCCAGCACCACAAAUACCACCACAAAUACCACCACAAGUAAUAGCACCACAAGUAAUAGCACCACAAGUAAUGGCACCACAAAUCCCAGCACCACAAAUACCAGCGCCACAAAUACCAGCCCCACAACCACCAUCAGCACCUGUAGUGGUUUGCUGUUGCGUGCAGCCUAAAGCUGUACCAAAACCCCAGAGUACCUGUUGUAGCUCUUGCAAAGCUCCAUGCACUAGUUAUCAGACUUCUUAUGGUCGAAAACGACGCUCAGUAACCGCUGUUGGUUUUCGAAAAAGUGAGAAAAGCUUAAAUGAUAAUCCUGUUUGUAACAAUGCCAAUUUACGGCAUAUCAUGAAACAGAAUAUGGUGAAUGAUAAUGUUUGGUUAAGUAAAGAAACGAUCCGAAAAGUUCUCAAAACGACGAAUUCAUCCAUUCGAUACAAUGUUAUUUGUAGUUCCGGUGUUUUAGCCUAUAUCACACAUACUCAUGAAUUCUGUUUAGUCCAACAAAAUAAUAUAUCCUGCUAUGUUUUCAGGUCUUCAAAAAGUUUUUCAAUAAAAUAA